AUGGCAUCGAUGCCUCAGAGGCCCGACAGGCCACCUGCUCCAUGUCCCUCCUGGGUCUUUUCCAACAACUCGGACACCCAUACUGCCAAAGAUCGCUGUUGGUUCGGUACAGACUAUAUCCCCUUCAGGUCCUAUGUCACGGAUAUAGCUGGGGGCUCGGUCGAAGUCAUUGGGAUGGGAACUGUCAAUCUCGCCACCAUAAACUCACCAACCCAGAACGGUCUGAGCUCGCAUGGCUCCCUCCUCUUGAAGAACGUGCUGCAUACCCCUGCAAUGCUCUGCAACAUCAUCGGAAGGCCCGUAAUGGACGACUACACUGUCAUAUGCGACCGCACUGCCUCAGAUAACGCCGGUUUUAUUGUCAAGAACACUGAUGGUUGUAUCAUGGCAUAUUUCAAGCCCAUGAGUCAAGGCCCCAAGUUGUACCAAGUCCAACUUGGUGAGCCUCCACUAGGCCAUGAGUUUGGGAUUUCACCUUUGUGCCCUAAUGGGCUCUACAUGAUUCACGCCUUCUGGUUCCAGCGUGAGCGACAGAGAUUUGAAAUCUUGAAAGCCUCCGGUCUGACUCGGGCCUCAGGCGUAGAGCCACUGACAGAGGCCGAAACAGGUUGGUUCCGGAGGAAUCGCAUGUCUGAAAAGGCAAUUAGAGUUGCCUACGGGUUAAAUUCCAACAGGAGGGAGCAUCAAGAGGAAGGCCGUGCCAUCAUGCGAAUUCUCAAGUCCCAUGCCGAAAAUGAACCGAAAAUCGGACCCCAGAAGAACCCGCAUGAUUGUUGA
Molecule: messenger RNA, 777 nt
Organism: Penicillium samsonianum
Lineage: Eukaryota; Fungi; Ascomycota; Eurotiomycetes; Eurotiales; Aspergillaceae
Exons: 2
Coding region: 1-777 (258 amino acids)
Source: RefSeq, a predicted model, not a curated record